Rhizophagus irregularis DAOM 181602=DAOM 197198 is the source of this 1474-nucleotide messenger RNA. The record is from RefSeq and is a predicted model, not a curated record. Lineage: Eukaryota; Fungi; Glomeromycota; Glomeromycetes; Glomerales; Glomeraceae.
CAGAUUAGAAAUUGGUCAUCGUGAAACACUUGAAAUUGUUGAAGAAUUACGUGAAGAAAUUAAAAGAAGAGAUGCUCUUGCUCAAAUUGAAGUUAUGUCUGUUAUGACUGCAUCAGAAUAUUCUUAUAUGGAAGGAGGUUUUUCCACUGCUACUAGUGAAGUUGAUCAACUUGAUGUGGUUCAUCGUCUUCGAGAAGAAGUUGAACAAUUAAAAGAAGAACAACGUCGUGCUCUUAACCUUCUUUCCAAAAAUGAGAAUGAUCCAAAGAGUAAAGAAAUUAUUAAAAUUGAAUCAAAUAUUACAGAACUUAGGACAGAAUUAUCACGUGCCUAUUCAACAAAGAAUCAAAAAGAUAAUAAAUCUAAUGAUGAAUCUCUUCAUAAAUUACAAGCUCAAUUAAAAGAAUUAGAAGAACAACUUAUUAUUGCACAAGAAAAUCAAAGACAAGCUCGUGUCAAUGAAGCUAUUUCUCGAUUGGAAGGAAUUCCUAAUUCUAAUACUGAACAAGAUCAAGAAACUUUGGAACUUACUCAUCAAGUUGAUAAACUUCAAAGUGAAAUUGAAUCUAAAAGUCAUACCAUUGCUGCAAUUUUGUUCCCUUCAAUUGAACAUCAGAAUACUAUUCGAAAACUUGAGGAUGAACUUUUAGAAACAAGGGAUAAUUAUCGACUUGCACUUGAAGAGAAAAAUAAUAUUUUGACCAGUAUUCCUGAAGAAACUGAUGAUGAAUUUGAUUCUAAUGGAUUGAAUGAUAAACAUAUUUUAGAAUUUGAAGAAAAAAUUAAAUAUCUUGAAAAUCAAUUAAAUAAAGAAAAGGAAGCACAACAUAUUCCAACUCCACGUAAUUCUGUUAUUAUGAGUUAUGUUGAUCCUACCGAUAAAACUGUUGAUGGUCUUCAAGCGAAACUUGAAAGUUUACAACAAGAACUUGCACACAAAUCCGAAACUAUUGAAAAUUUAAGAGAAGAACAAGAGAUGGUAGUUGAUCUUCAAGGUCAACUUGAAACUCUUAAAGUGGAUAUUAAUCAUAAAAAUGAGUUGAUUGAUACUUUAAAACGAGAUCUUGUAGAUAAAUCAUCCCUUCAACAAAAAUUACGUGAAAAAGAAGCUGAAGCUUUAGCUUUUAGAACAAAAUUAAUGGAAAUACAUAAACAUGAAGAGGAUUUAGAAAAUGAAAUGAAAGAACUCAAAAAUCGUCUUCAUAAAUUAGAAAGUGGAGAUGAUGUCAAUAAAAUUCUUCAAUCUGAAUUGGAAACCUUAAGAAAUGAACUUAAAGAAGUUCGAGGAAGAGAAGCUAUCGCACUUGAUCGACUUCGCGUUCUUAAAGCAAGAUUGGGAUCUGAUAAUGAAGAAUCUCAUUUACAUGAACAAUUGGAACAUUUGAAGGUUACUGAAAUUUCUCAAAGAGAAAGGAUUAUUAUUCUAGAAAGUAAAUUAUCAGAAAAGGGAGAAAAAAUUGAUGAAGAUCUUGUA